Molecule: messenger RNA, 1262 nt
Organism: Phytophthora infestans T30-4
Lineage: Eukaryota; Oomycota; Peronosporomycetes; Peronosporales; Peronosporaceae
Product: DNA repair protein radA
Exons: 4
Coding region: 24-1262 (412 amino acids)
Biological process (GO): recombinational repair
Molecular function (GO): ATP-dependent DNA damage sensor activity; DNA binding; ATP binding
Source: RefSeq, a predicted model, not a curated record
UAAAAACAAGUGCGCUGAUGUGGAUGUCGAAGCUGGCAACAUGCCGCCACCUUCGGAGUUCCUCAAGAGAACAGCUCAACUGCAGCCUCCAACUCGUCGCCUCACACGCGCGCAACUUCGCGAGCUCAUCCGACGGCUUUCGAUGCCAAAAUUGCGGCCAGUCUUUCGUGAAGUGGCAGGGCCAGUGCUCAGCCUGCUCGCACUGGGGCUCCGUAGAGUCCUCCAAGCCUUCCGAGCCGCUGUUCCGGCAGUCGAACGCCGCAUCCUUUACUAAGAACAGACCAAAGCGCUCGGUGGCCUGGUCGAGAACGAGCCACGAGACUUUUGAGGAGAAUCCUCCCCGUGCUCUUCGCAUGAACGAGGUCGAGCUGGACACAUUUGUAGAGCGGAUCCAACUACCAGAACGUGAGUUGAACUGGGUGCUUGGAGGAGGCUUAGUAGCUGGCUCGUUGACGCUGGUUGCAGGAAAUCCCGGAGUCGGCAAGAGCACGGAACGUGGAGUGUUGUAUGUCUCUGGUGAAGAGAGUGUGCUACAAGUGCGGAUGCGUGCAGAACGUCUCGGAUCAGUGAGUGACAGUCUCUUCGUGGCCAGCGAGACCAAUCUGGACUCGGUUUUCCAGUUACUAGAAGGAGGGAGCAGACGUGCUGUGGGUGACGAAGGUUAUCAUGGAUUUGGCGCUGUCGUGGUCGACUCCAUCCAAACUGUCUACGCAGAAGAUAUCCUUUCCCCCGCCGGCACCGUGAACCAAGUGAAAGAGUGCACUCUUCGCUUGCUCCGACUGGCCAAGUCGCGUAACGUGCCUGUGAUCCUGAUCGGGCACGUGACCAAAAGCGGCGAUAUCGCUGGUCCCAAGGUGCUCGAACAUAUCGUAGACACCGUAGUGCAGUUAGAAGGUGAUCCACAAAGUGCACGACGGUUUCUUCGCUGUCAGAAGAAUCGUUUCGGCAACACCAGUGAGGUCGGCGUGUUCAACAUGACGGACGAGGGUCUCCAGCCAUUGCCAAACCCUCUCACGGCCUUUGUGUCGUCUCAUGAUGAGGACGAUGAGAAUCCGGAGACCAGAGAAGAGACUGAGCUCGAACCACUUGACGGAUGCUCCGUUACUAUUGCCAUGGAAGGCAAACGCCCCAUCCCCCUUGAAAUCCAAGCUCUAGCGAACCGAACGCAAUACAACGCAGACACUGGACGGGGUGGAGCGCAGUCCUUCUCACGCCCAGCGCUGUUCUGGGUCGUCCUGUAUUGGAGCGCACCGCAUUCCUAG